AUGGUGCUAGUUGAGUUAGUUUUUCAUCAUGGUGGGAAAUGGACUAGUAAGCUACGUCUGAUGUAUAAAGAGAAGUAUAUGCACAUCAAUAAAGGUUUUGACUCUGACUUGCUCUCUUCUGCUGAUUUAGUUGAUGAAUUUGAUACCAAGUUUGGGUAUAUAGGAGUGCAGCAAUUAAUAGUAAAGGGUCCUGCUAAAGAGUGUGAACCAACAAUUGAUGUACCUAAUAUAGUCACCCACGGUGAGUCACACACAGUAGAAGUUGAAGCUGCUUCUGAUUAUAAUGAUAAUGAUAGUGAGGAAAAUGAUUCUGAUUCUCCUGAAUUAAGUUCUGAUGAAUUGGAGCAACUUUUUUUACAAAAGAGGAGGGACAUCAAUGAUAAGUUAACUGACUAUAAAGAGUUAGAUAGGUCAAUGACAUUUAAAGAUAUACCUGAAGCUAGGAAAAUGAUCAACAUAUAUUCUCUUGCAAAUGGAUAUGACUUGCAGCAAGUUAAAAGUGACCCAACAAGGCUUAGGUACAUCUAUGUUGGUGACUUCCCCUUUGUUUGCCAUAUAUCUAAGGAUUCUUCAGGGGGUGGGGUUAAAUUCAAGACUUUAGAGCCUAAGCACACAUGUGAACCUGCAUUUGAAAAUCAAAGAGUUGAUGCAAAUACAAUAGCUGCUUACUUUAAAAAAGGCUUGCAAGAUAACCCCAAAAUUAAGGUUAGAGAGAUGAGGGCAAGCUUGAAAGCUGCAUAUAAUGUAAAUGUUAGUGAAUCUAAGUGCAAAAGGGCAAACAAAAUGAUUUUGGAGAAACUUGAAGGCAGUUUUACAGAUGAAUAUAAUAAGCUUGUUGCCUAUGCCAAUGAAUUAAAACUUAGCAAUCCUGGGAGUGAUGUGAUAAUUAACUUAUCAAAAGAUGCUCUUGAAGAAGGCAAAAGGAGAUUUUUAAGGAUGUAUAUUUGUUUUCAAGCUAUGAAGUCUAGGUUUAAGAGUGGUUUGAGACCUUUCAUUGGAUUGGAUGGAACAUUUUUGAAAGGGAAGGCUAAAGGUCAGCUGUUGGUGGCUGUUGGUCAAGAUUCUGCCAAUCAUUUUUAUCCAUUGGCUUGGGCUAUAGUUGAAAAAGAAACAAAACUUACUUGGAAGUGGUUCUUAGAUCACCUACAGACUUCACUAGACCUCAAAAUAGGUGAAGGGGUCACAUUUAUAUCAGAUAUGCAGUAUGGGUUGAUUGAAUCAAUCCAAACUGUUCUUCCCGAGUCACACUUCAGAUUUUGUGUAAGACAUAUAGAAGCAAAUUGGUGUAAGAGAUGGGGUUCUGGUGAUUUCAAAAAAUACCUUUGGUGGGCUGCAUGGAGUACUUAUGAAGAGGACUUCAAAGAUCAGAUCAAGAAUAAGAGUCAAGUAGAUGAUGAUGGAAAGGAAGCUGUUGAGGAUUUGUUGAAGUGUCCACCAAAAUGUUGGAGUAGGACAUUCUUUGAUACUGUUUGCAAGAACCAGUCUGUAGACAACAACUUGACUGAGUCAUUCAAUGCAUGGAUCUUGCAAGCAAGGCACAAGCCAAUUAUUAAGAUGCUUAAGGAUAUUAGAAUCAAGGUGAUGAAUAUGAUUAAUGAACGUGAAGCUGAGGUGAUGACAUGGGGAAAUGAGUACAGUCCUAAAACCAUGGAGUUGUACAACCAAUUCAUGAGGAUUGCAUUGAAGUGUCAUGUUAAUGGCAGUGCAGACAAUGGAUAUGAAGUGACUGAAAGCAGUGACAGGCACAUUGUGAAUCUGAGGUUAAAGAAAUGCACCUGCAGGGCAUGGGAUUUUUGUGGCAUUCCAUGUCCUCAUGCAAUCUGUGCAUUAUUGCACAAGAAAGUGGACCCUCUAAGUCAGAUUCAUUGGUACCUUACCAAAGAGACUUAUCACCAAACUUAUUCACAUAAGUUACAACUACAUUCUAAAGGAAAGCAGCCCAUUGGAGGAAAGAAGAAGGGGCAGCAGACAAAGAGGAAGAGAACUUUACUUGAUGAAGCUGAUGAUGAACAACCCAGAUCUCCCUCUCCUGCACCAGUGCCACAAGAAGCCACUGAUGAGAAAAUUCCUUUGUCAGCCCCUCAGCCAAGUCAGCAUACUCAAACAAGUCAAUCUAGCAACUUGUUGUUCAUGCCAACCCCUUCAGUGCAAAGGAAAGAACCAAGCUGCAGUGCCUUUCCAGACUUCGACUACCUAGACUUUGACCCCGAGCCUGAGCCUAAAAUAGCUAUAAGGCCAAGAAGUAUCUCUGAGGCAAAGACUAGGCUACAAUUGAGGCAACUACAAAGUACAACAAUUGGAACAAGGGAGCAGUCGGAUUUGUUGGUGAUGCCAGUGGUGUGA
This is a messenger RNA of Nicotiana attenuata, 2343 nucleotides long. RefSeq lists its product as uncharacterized. Gene Ontology annotation, biological process: DNA transposition. The record is from RefSeq and is a predicted model, not a curated record. Gene Ontology annotation, molecular function: DNA binding; zinc ion binding; transposase activity. NCBI's taxonomy places the organism in Eukaryota, Viridiplantae, Streptophyta, Magnoliopsida, Solanales, Solanaceae. The coding region runs from base 1 to 2343 and encodes 780 amino acids. The transcript is spliced from 4 exons.